Messenger RNA from Lytechinus variegatus (green sea urchin), 1752 nucleotides. Its product is annotated as cdc42 homolog. The transcript is spliced from 6 exons. Gene Ontology annotation, molecular function: GTPase activity; GTP binding. Gene Ontology annotation, biological process: small GTPase-mediated signal transduction. The record is from RefSeq and is a predicted model, not a curated record. Bases 237 to 812 code for a protein of 191 amino acids. Lineage: Eukaryota; Metazoa; Echinodermata; Echinoidea; Temnopleuroida; Toxopneustidae.
GACUAUGCAGAUUUGCGUCCGUAUGUGUGCGCGCUCAUCGACCGGCCAUUAACCGUGUAUUUUUGGACGUUGAAAUGAGAAAGAAUCCUCAAAAUCACACAGAAAUUACGGAUAUUACGGAAGUUUAUAUUCAAAGGGGCGUCGUUUCCCAUCGAAUAGGCCAUCCUUGCUUGUCAUCCUCCGGGGAUAAAACUUAGCAGCAAUCUACCAAAUAUUUCAAAUUCAAAUCAUCCAAAAUGCAGACGAUAAAAUGUGUGGUCGUCGGGGACGGAGCUGUUGGUAAAACAUGUCUACUCAUCUCAUACACAACAAAUAAAUUCCCUUCAGAGUAUGUUCCAACGGUAUUUGAUAAUUAUGCAGUAACUGUUAUGAUCGGUGGUGAGCCGUAUACACUGGGUCUGUUUGAUACAGCAGGACAAGAAGAUUACGACAGACUUCGACCUCUCAGCUAUCCCCAGACGGAUGUCUUCCUUGUCUGUUUCUCAGUUGUAGCGCCCUCAUCAUUUGAAAAUGUCAAAGAAAAGUGGGUACCCGAGAUCACUCACCAUUGUCAGAAAACACCAUUCCUGCUGGUUGGAACACAGAUAGAUCUCCGUGACGACCCAGCCACCAUCGAGAAGCUCAUGAAGAACAAGCAGAAGCCUACGACGGGAGAAGCCGGUGAGAGGAUGGCAAAGGAACUGCGUGCCGUUAAAUAUGUAGAGUGCUCCGCUCUGACACAGAAAGGACUGAAGAACGUCUUUGACGAAGCAAUCCUAGCUGCGUUGGAACCACCCGAACCAGUCAAGAAGAAGAGGUGUCGUCUCCUUUAAGAAUUGAAAGAUCGCGAGAAUAAUCUUCUAAAAAUGAUAUCUUAAUAGUCCCCUGCUUGGAGGGACGUGACACCAACCUGAAAUUAACCCCUGACAUACCGGAUAUAAUCACCCCCAAUCAUGUAAACUAUAUGGAUAUACCUUAAUCCGGUAUGUAAGGUGUUAAGGUUUGGAGCUUGGAGGGGGGCAAAGGGGAGAUGAUCGAAGCGGUAUACAGGAAUGGGGACGGGAGUUCUGGUCGAGCUUCCAUUAUAAAGCUUGGUAUGGAUGAAAAAUGGUGUAGCGCUAAUUUCGAGGGUUAUUUGUAUCAUUCUUCCUAGAUUUAUAAUCGAUGCGGUAUACUGCUAGAAAAAUAACAUGAUUAAUGUUGGUAUUAAGGAAUUUGUUCGUAAGAUGGCCGGGUCGGUGAUCAAAGGUAGACCAGGCUUGGGUUCGAUUGAAGACAAUGUAAAUUUGAAUUUAAAGGUUUUUUGCGGGUGUUAUUGAGAACGUGUGAAAAUUCAAAAAUGUAUAUGUCAAAUUUGUAAUUUCUGCAGAGGGAUAUAUUAAUCGUUUGAUUUAUUUAAUAACAUGCGACAUCGCAUCAAUUGUGCGUGUGUAUGAUACAGUGAUCUAUCCUUCAAUUUUUGCAAACUAAAAUAAUUUACCUCUGGAUGUGAGGAAAUUGCUCAAAAGCAGAUUGAAGAAACGAAACUUGGUGCCUAUAGUAAUGUAAAUAUCAGCUAGACUUCUGUGCCAUUGUUUCUGUAGAGUUUAGAGAAAAGCCAGUUUUAGUAACAUCUGUGGAGCAUAAGUUUGAUUAAACUUUGUCCACUUUUGUGAUUCACAGUGACAAGAUAGCUUGUAAAAAGAAUAAUUAGACCGAUCGAUGACGAGUGUUUAUGCUUGCGUGCAAGUUUUGAGGUUUUGUGUCAAUAUUUUAUAAGUAUACCAGGGACUA